Messenger RNA from Penicilliopsis zonata CBS 506.65, 1143 nucleotides. RefSeq lists its product as hypothetical. The record is from RefSeq and is a predicted model, not a curated record. The transcript has a single exon. Bases 1 to 1143 code for a protein of 380 amino acids. NCBI's taxonomy places the organism in Eukaryota, Fungi, Ascomycota, Eurotiomycetes, Eurotiales, Aspergillaceae.
AUGUCAAAAUAUAGACAUCAAUCCGGUCCUCGUGCUCCGUCAAAAGAACAGAAAGACCUGGAGGAGGUCUACCGAAAAAUCCAUUCGAGGAAGAUGUACUUCGAGCUUGGGAUUGUGGAAUGGGACUUCUUUACACCAGAUAUCGUAGGAGAGUUGACUCGUCUCAAAUAUCUGAUCCAAUUUUGGGCAUGGAACUGGUUUUCUGAGGACUUAUCCUCCCUUUCCAAGACCCAGAAGCGCUCUAUCAUCGGAGCCCUCCAGCAUUGUUGCCUUCUGGAGGAUUGGGAUGACCUUGUCGGCCGUUUCUCGUCCAUACAUCGUCAUGUGACGGCGGUGGUUUUCAUCGAAGCACUGCUUUGGACAGACAUCGUCAACAAAAUAUACGACAAACCGUUUUGGUAUUUCGACGGGAAGAUGGGCCCGGACGACAAGGAAGGAGACCCGCAAAUGGUUGCGCGACUGCAGCAUUUGUAUGAAAGAUAUCUGGAAAGUACGUGCUCGAUUUGGUUCCCGAAAAUAUUGACUAUCUUAAUGACCACUGCUACAGCAAAUCCCCUCAGCGCUUCAACUUGGCGGUCCGAGACAAUCCGUCUGGCCAAUUCCACCGAUAUCCAUCAAGCACGCUCCCAAAAAUUCGGCGAAUAUCACAGGCAGCGCCGCAAGGAUGUUCUGAUCCCACUAAUGGAAGAUGGGCACAUUGCAACCGAGUUAAUCUCAUUGUUGCUGAAGCCAUUGUCUCAGGAGAAAGAGAAGCAGGCCCGCCGACAAGAGCUGAUCAAAGUUUAUCAAAUGGCAGCUGAAGGUUCGGUGAAAAUUCACGCUGCUCGUGGGCAUUUAAAGUACAACUGGCUCGAUAGUGUCGAUAAAACCUUUGCAUGGGAAUCAAAAACGCUGAAGGCUCACACGUUGUACCCAGAGGAUGAUGAUGACUUGCAAUUGCAAGGGUGUCCUGUUCUAUUGAUUACUACCCCCGUCAUCAGCCAGGCCUGGGUCGACGGUUUUUUUCCUCAAGAAGGAUUCUCCGAGAUCAUGAAAGCUACCGCCGUGGUGGCGGAAAACGAGGGCCCCGGUCCAGAUGAGCUGGAGGAGCCCAUCGAUGCGAUGGUUAAGGAUGAGUUGGAGGACCCAGACUGGCGUGAAUAA